Molecule: messenger RNA, 1619 nt
Organism: Ciona intestinalis (vase tunicate)
Lineage: Eukaryota; Metazoa; Chordata; Ascidiacea; Phlebobranchia; Cionidae
Source: RefSeq, a predicted model, not a curated record
AUAUUUACCCUAUCACAUCAAAAUUGAUGAAGUAAACUUUCUUGUUUAUGAGAUUAGCAACAAAUGUAUCAAGAUACCAUUGUAUCUACUAAUGUGAGUGAUGGUUAGCCGAAUUAUUAUCUAAUUUAUAUGAUCUAUGUUUAUUUAGCUCUCGGCCUGACAUUCUGAACAUAUUCUAUUUUUGAAGUAGGCUUGCAACAACAUUAUAUUUUCACAGAGAUAAAAGUUAUUGUGUGUGGUUGAAUAAAAAGUUAUUAUAGGUCAUUGUCAUUCAACAAAAGAAGUCUUUAGUUCAAUUUCCGUCAGCUUCCUUAAGAAAACGAUGAUCACAAUAUUUCGUUAUUAGGCAUAUAUGGUUUGUAUUCUAUUUGGGGCUCAUUAUCUACAAAUUGUAUUGCAAUGGAUGGAAAGAGACUUGACCGCAUAAAUUUAAUUAAUAAAGGAAUAGACAAGAUGUUGCUUCGACAACUUUCUUGUAUUGAGAAGCAAAAGCAGCAAGCUAUAAAAGCUUUGUUGAGAAAUCAAUGUUGUCUCAAGUUAGAAAUCACAAAGAGAAAAGAAGAUUACUUUCAAAUUAUGUUGGAGGGGCAAGCACUGAGGGAGAAGUUACAAAAUAUUGGUGAGCUUCUAAAAUCAAAUAAGAAAACACAGAAGAGGAAUAUGAAGCAGAAUGUCAAUGAUUGUACUUCUAGAAAUAUUAUUCCGCCAGGCAAUAAGCUAACUUUUGGUGAAGGUUGUUUAACAUAUGAACAAGAUGACAAAGAAAGUAUUGCAGCCAGUGACUCUUGCGAUUCAAGCUUUAACAUGUCAAAUACACAAAAUGUUAACAAAUUUGCAAAUGAGCAGCCACAAAAUGAUGACCCGAUGCCAAGGAAGAAUAUUAACUUCAUCCAAGGUCAUGAUGUUGCUAACCAGAAGCAUGUUACUUUACUACCACACUAUUACCUGUCUCCAACUAUUGUUGCUACAGAAAAGCCUGCAGUUGGUGUUCAUAAGUUUAGACGGUGGAUGCAUACCGAUAACACUGUUAAUUUGACAUUUAAUCAUAAAACAAAAAAAAAUUGUAGUGGCAGUUUUUCUCAACUAAUGCAUGAUCAGAAAAGAGCUACACAUAGACAAAUAAAUGAACAAAACCUCAGUUUAGGAUUGCGGCCUUCUACCAGUGUAGGAAUCUUUCGUGGAGAAACAAAACAAAAAAACAAUUCCUGCCGCACAAUUCGCAGUGCCAACAUCAGGGGUCAUACAACUAGACACUUUCAUUCAACUGAAAAAGUUUUAAAUACCCAGGGUUUUAACAAAGUUAAAAUGGCUUAUGGAGAACAGAAGACAAGCAAUGGUUUAAGAAGAUUCAGCAUUCGCAAUAAUCAACCAAAUAAACCAACUGAACUUACUGGAACAAAAAAACAACUAACACACCAAGAAUGCAACUAUACAAUGGCGAUGCAAAAACAAAGACAAGAAUUUGUUAAUGAAAGUGUUACACAAAAAGUCUGGCAAUUCCUUGGCUACAAGCCUGUAAGUAUGGAAGGAUUAUAGUCCUUACCAUCAGACUAUCGUUUAAAAGAUGGUUAACCUAAAUUCUAAAAGUUGUAAAAUAUGCUAUUGUAAGUAAAAAUAAC